Messenger RNA from Lepus europaeus (European hare), 1467 nucleotides. RefSeq names its product autophagy related 4B cysteine peptidase (gene ATG4B). NCBI's taxonomy places the organism in Eukaryota, Metazoa, Chordata, Mammalia, Lagomorpha, Leporidae. The record is from RefSeq and is a predicted model, not a curated record. The coding region runs from base 237 to 1454 and encodes 405 amino acids. The transcript is spliced from 13 exons. Gene Ontology annotation, molecular function: protein-phosphatidylethanolamide deconjugating activity.
AUGCACUCAUCAACUCCAGGAUUUGAUAGAUACUGCAUUUUUAGCUCAAAGCUGGGUCUUUGGGGGUAUCUCAGAUCUCACUAGGAGGUUCCGGUGCCAACAGGGAUUAAAGUGCCUGCCCUGCCCUCUUUGAGUUGGAGUCGGAUGGGGGUGUUCGCAGCUCCUGCCCUGAGAACGUUCUGGUCUGAGUGUGCGCGUUGAACACAGCCUCGAGGUUGAAGUCUCCGGAGAGGUGGAUGUUCGCAGCUUCUCCUAGAGGGAGGCCUGAGCGUGACUCCAUUGCAGCCACUCUGACCUACGACACUCUCCGGUUUGCCGAGUUUGAGGAUUUCCCCGAGACCUCGGAGCCCGUGUGGAUACUGGGUAGAAAGUACAGCCUUCUCACAGAAAAGAACGAGAUCUUGUCCGAUGUGGCGUCUAGACUGUGGUUCACAUACAGGAAGAACUUCCCGGCCAUUGGGGGAACUGGCCCCACCUCAGACACGGGCUGGGGCUGCAUGCUGCGGUGUGGCCAGAUGAUCUUCGCCCAAGCCCUGGUGUGUCGGCACUUAGGCCGAGAUUGGCGGUGGACACAGCAGAAGAGGCAGCCAGACAGCUACUUGAGUGUCCUGCAUGCCUUCAUGGACAGGAAGGACAGCUACUACUCCAUUCACCAGAUAGCACAAAUGGGCGUCGGCGAGGGCAAGUCAGUAGGCCAGUGGUAUGGGCCCAACACUGUCGCCCAGGUCCUCAAGAAGCUGGCCGUCUUUGACACGUGGAGCUCCCUGGCUGUUCACAUCGCCAUGGACAACACCGUGGUGAUGGAGGAGAUCAGGAGACUGUGCAGGAGCAGCCAUCCCUGCGCAGGAGCCGCCACCCCGCCUGCAGGUGCCGACUGGCACUGCAAUGGGUUCCCUGCCAGCACCGAGGUCACCAACAGGUCGCCCUGGAGACCCCUGGUGCUUCUCAUCCCGCUGCGCCUGGGGCUCACGGACAUCAACGAGGCCUAUGUGGAGACCCUGAAGCACUGCUUCAGGAUGCCCCAGUCUCUGGGGGUGAUCGGAGGGAAGCCCAACAGCGCCCACUACUUCAUCGGCUACGUGGGUGAGGAGCUCAUCUACCUGGACCCCCACACGACGCAGCCGGCCGUGGAGCUGACGGACCUCUGCUUCAUUCCCGACGAGAGCUUCCACUGCCAACACCCGCCCUGCAGGAUGAGCAUCGGGGAGCUCGACCCGUCCAUCGCUGUGGGGUUCUUCUGCAAGACAGAGGAAGACUUCAAUGACUGGUGCCAGCAAGUCAGGAAGCUGUCCUUGCUGGGAGGUGCCCUGCCCAUGUUUGAGCUGGUGGAGCAGCAGCCUCCUCACCUGGCCUGUCCCGAUGUCCUGAACCUGUCCCUAGAGUCUUCUGAUGUAGAGCGACUAGAAAGAUUCUUUGACUCAGAGGAUGAGGACUUUGAAAUCUUGUCCCUUUGAAGAUCCUGCGUUG